Messenger RNA from Prorocentrum cordatum, 181 nucleotides. The record is from the annotation of a GenBank genome assembly. NCBI's taxonomy places the organism in Eukaryota, Dinophyceae, Prorocentrales, Prorocentraceae.
GGUCUGCUCGGCAGGAGGCCGCCAACCGGGACAAGGAGACAGCCGAGGGCAAGACGGACCGCGCCGGCGUCCAGAAGGAGCUCGACGCCGUGCAGGCCGUCCUCAAGAGCCUCCACUCGCAGUGCGACGAGGCGGUCACUCCCUACGAGGAGAGCUCAAGCGUCGCCGGGAGGCGGAGAUC